This is a messenger RNA of Bradysia coprophila, 1156 nucleotides long. Its product is annotated as sugar transporter SWEET1. Gene Ontology annotation, molecular function: sugar transmembrane transporter activity. NCBI's taxonomy places the organism in Eukaryota, Metazoa, Arthropoda, Insecta, Diptera, Sciaridae. The record is from RefSeq and is a predicted model, not a curated record. Gene Ontology annotation, cellular component: membrane. Gene Ontology annotation, biological process: carbohydrate transport.
CUUUUCGCUGCUGGCUCGCUAGCUGAAUGUGUAUGAAAACAAAAACAUUGAUUUCGUAAUACAAUCUGUCAUUAGACGUUUAGUUUUGCCUUAUUAUUUGAGACGUUUAGCUGGUUUUAUUUUUUCGUUUCCUUGAUUCUUCUGCAGCACAACUUCAUUUCGUUUCCAAACUUUCUCCCCUUUCUCAAAAUGGACCAAAUUUCUGCAUUACUUCAACCGUACAAAGAAACCAUUGGCAAUGUUGCUGGUAUUGUUACCGCCUUGCAGAUGCUUAGUGGUGCUUUUCUGUGCAAUGACAUCCGGAAAAAGGGCUCUGCUACCGAGUUCUCAUCAAUACCGUUUCUGGGUGGUUUGAUUCUAACAGUACUCAGUUUUAAGUAUGCUGCAAUUCUAAACGAUGCGGCAAUGUUGCGGGUCAACUUUUUCGGUUUGGUACUGAACAUCAUUUACAUGACCGUUUACUACUUCUACACACCCGGCCAUAAUAAGACCACAGUUUGGGCACAGAUUGGCUUAAGCGGAGCAUUUUCGGCUGUAGUUAUUGGCUAUGCGCAAUAUGAGGAUCCUGAUCUUGUUGAAUUCCGAUUCGGCAUGAUCAUGACGGUCUUUCUGUUCGCAUUGGUGUCAUCACCAUUUUUGAGUUUGGGGGAUGUCAUCAGGAACCAAAGCACGGAAGGUCUGCCUUUUCCGAUGAUUUUGUCAGGUACUGUGGUUUCGUUUAUGUGGUUGCUGUACGGACUAUGUCUAAACAACAGUGUCAUUGUUUGGCAAAAUGUGGUCUUGGUAAUAUUGAGUGGUAUCCAGUUGUCGCUAUUCGUCAUUUAUCCAUCAACACCAAAAUCGACUAAGGACAAGUCCAAGUCCAAGACUAAAAAGACCAACUAAAUUGCAGCUGUCGUCCUUAUUUCGUAUUUUGAGGUCAGAGUCCGAAAUGAAGUUGCAAAAAUCUAAUUGUUAAGUAUCUAAUGGUGAUCGUUAAAUGUUUUCAUAUUCUAAUUGACAAUAAUAUUUCGUCUUCCAUUCAUACGGUGAUUUAGAAUGAAUUUUAGUCUCUAUUCAAUGUUAACGUUAAAUAUUUGAAUUUUAAGAAAAUUUGAAUUUAUUUUUAUAAAAAAUAUCGAAAGUUGCCAAUUAAAUUGAACAAAUUUACAGUUUA